AGGCCCAGGCCGCGGAGUGCGGCCGUGGCGCGUCUCGCCUCGGCCGUCGGCCUGGAGGGCCCCAAGAUGAACGUGGUCGUCUUCGGGGCCACAGGCUACAUCGGCAGGGCGGUGGUCCAGGAGCUUGCCGCCAGAGGGCACGAAGUCGUGGCAUUCGCGCGGGAGAAGUCUGGCAUCGGCGGCGAGCAGUCGGCCACAGAUGUGCAGGCUUCGUUCGGCGAGUACAGUAACGUCAAGGUGAUCACCGGCGACGUUAUGGACGAGGCCUCGCUCGCCAGCGCCCUGGGCAAGCUCGGCAGGGUGGACGGCGCCGUCUGCUGCCUGGCCAGCCGGUCCGGCGGCAGGAAGGAUUCGUUCGACAUCGACUACCAGGCCACCAUCAAUUGCCACAAGGCAGUGAAGCAGGCCGGUGGGGCGCACUUCGUGCUCCUCUCGGCCAUCUGCGUGCAGAAGCCUUUGCUGGCGUUCCAGGAGGCAAAGUUGAAGGCCGAGGCAUACAUAAAGGAGAACAGUGGGGACAUGGCGUACUACCUUGUUCAGCCAACCGCGUUCUUCAAGUCGUUGCUCGGGCAGGUGAAGGGCGUGAAAGGCGGCGCGCCCUACGUGAUGUUCGGCGACGGCUCCGUGGCGUGCAAACCGAUCAGCGAGGAGGACCUCGCUGCCUUCAUCUGCGACUGCUUCUGGGACCCAGCAGUGAAGAACUCCACCCUGCCUGUUGGCGGCCCGGGCAAGGCGAUGACCUUCAGGGAGCAGGGCGUCUUGCUGCAUGAGUCGAUCGGCAAGGAGCCGAACUUGAUAUCCGUGCCCACUGCGCUCUUCGAUGUCAUCAACGGUGUUCUAGACUUCUUGGCUGGCCUGUGGCCCGAGAAGCUCUCGGACGUGGCAGAGUACGGCAAGAUCGGGA
Molecule: messenger RNA, 904 nt
Organism: Prorocentrum cordatum
Lineage: Eukaryota; Dinophyceae; Prorocentrales; Prorocentraceae
Source: the annotation of a GenBank genome assembly